ACUUUCCUGUCUACUUCGUACGUAGCAUGUGCAUUGUUCACUGUGCAGCAGAUAUAUACAAACACUGUUCACGAGUACGUUGUUAUUGCUGUCGCUAGAAGCAACAUUACUGUCAGCGGAACUUGGGAAAGUUUUGUGUGUUGUGUAGUGCAGCUAUCAUCAGCAAAGGAAAAGGGUAAUGAAAUUAUCCAAAGAUGCCUGCCCCAUGUUUUGAAAUCAUAGAUGACAUAGAAGAUUUAAUUUCGUCACAAGACAUUACUCCUAAGGAACGGUAUAGUAAUAAGAGCUCAGUAACUCUACGUGCACGCAAGAGAACAAAAGUACAACCACCUGUCAAAGAAGAACAAAAGCCUGAUGCGCAUCUUGAUAGUGUCAUCCCAGGCACGCAGACUAUAUAUUUGAAGACAUGGGGAUGUACACACAACAGUUCAGAUAGUGAAUACAUGGCUGGGCAACUAGCUGCUUAUGGAUAUCACUUAACAGAUAAUAAGAUGGAGGCUGAUUUGUGGCUGCUGAAUAGCUGCACAGUAAAAAGUCCAGCAGAGGAUCAUUUUCGGAAUGAGAUAGAAGCAGGUCAGAAACUAGGAAAACAUAUUGUAGUUGCUGGCUGUGUUCCACAGGGUGCUCCAAAGUCUGAUUUUCUAUCUGGAUUAAGCGUAAUUGGUGUGCAACAAAUUGAUCGUGUUGUAGAAGUAGUUGAAGAAACAUUAAAAGGGCACUCAGUAAGAUUAUUAGGACAAAAGAAAGAAGGUGGCAAGAAAAAAGGUGGAGCUUCUUUACUGCUUCCCAAAAUACGGAAAAACCCACUUAUAGAAAUAAUACCUAUUAACACUGGUUGUUUAAAUCAGUGCACUUACUGCAAGACAAAACAUGCAAGAGGCGAGCUUGCAAGUUAUUCGCCAGAUGAAAUUGUUGCCCGUGCAGUGCAGUCAUUCAGUGAAGGUGUGUGUGAACUAUGGCUUACUUCUGAAGAUACUGGCACUUAUGGUAGAGACAUUGGAUCCAGCCUGCCAGAGCUGUUAUGGCGAUUAGUACAAAUCAUUCCACAAGGUUGUAUGAUGCGUGUUGGUAUGACAAAUCCUCCUUACAUCCUGGAGCAUUUGGAGGAAAUAGCAAAUAUUCUGAACCAUCCAAGAGUAUAUAGCUUUCUUCAUGUACCUGUACAAUCAGGAAGUGAUUCUGUACUAAGUGACAUGAAACGGGAAUAUUGCAGAGCUGAUUUUGAGAAGGUUGUAGACUUUCUCUCUGAAAGAGUUCCUGGUGUUACAAUUGCAACAGAUAUAAUUUGUGGCUUUCCAACAGAAACAGAUGAUGAUUUUCAAGAAACAGUUGAUUUAUGUAAAAAAUACAAGUUUCCUAGUCUGUUCAUCAAUCAGUUUUUCCCCCGUCCUGGAACACCUGCCGCACGAAUGCGCAGGAUUCCACCACACGAGGUUAAAAAAAGAACAAAACAGUUGUCAGAGCUUUUUCAAUCGUACUUCCCAUAUGAAGGGAGAUGUGGAGAGAUAUGCAAAGUUCUUGUUACAGAACUGUCUCAUGAUAUGAAGCAUUACGUAGGUCACACCAAAGCUUAUGAGCAGGUUUUGGUGCCCAAGCGACCUGAACUUCUUGGAAAGGUGAUAACCGUGAAGAUUAUUUCAACGACUAAGCAUAGCAUGAUAGCAGAACCUUUUGAAGAUGCAGUAGAAGAAAUUUUCACUUCUGCACAUGUGAAGUAUAACUGUUCUACUGAGAAAGUGCCUAAGGAUCUUAAUAACUUAUUACCUUACACACUGUUGUUUGUCAUUUUAGCAAUUGUGGCAAGGAUGAUGUGGUUUACAUUGUAAAUGGCUUUAAAAUAAACAUCAAGCCAAAGCAA
Schistocerca nitens (vagrant locust) is the source of this 1858-nucleotide messenger RNA. Its product is annotated as threonylcarbamoyladenosine tRNA methylthiotransferase. Lineage: Eukaryota; Metazoa; Arthropoda; Insecta; Orthoptera; Acrididae. Gene Ontology annotation, cellular component: endoplasmic reticulum. Gene Ontology annotation, molecular function: 4 iron, 4 sulfur cluster binding; tRNA (N(6)-L-threonylcarbamoyladenosine(37)-C(2))-methylthiotransferase activity. The record is from RefSeq and is a predicted model, not a curated record. Gene Ontology annotation, biological process: tRNA methylthiolation. Bases 195 to 1826 code for a protein of 543 amino acids. The transcript has 10 exons.